CGUGCUGAGCAAAAAACGAAAAACAAUUUUCGACGAAUUUAUUUUUGGACUUUUUGAAGAGUUUCGGUGUGGAAAUAACAAUUUUCGCUUUGGUGGAUUUUAGAUGUCGUCGUGCUAAUAAAGCUUCCUCAAUCAAGUUCAAAUGUGUUAGAAAAUUUCCAAAAUUUUCGUGGCAGAGUUUAACUCAAAUUCAAGAUGGCUGACAUGUCAACCAAUGGAGAGCCGUGUGUGCUAAAUCAUUUUAUUGAAAAUUUUAUUAUCCAAGAAAGUAGCUGGCCGUUUACCGUAAAAGGGCAAACAUAUGAAUUUGGAAAGUUGCCAACAGAUGAACCCGAUAUUAUGGGCACCCCAUUCUUUGAAACAGAAAAUGAAGUUUUUACAGACUUUGCAACAAGUGAGGAAGAAUCAAGCGAAGGUUCAUUUGACUUGGACAAUUGUUCAUACUGUGGCAGAGCAUGCACCUCCAUGGCACGAAGUUUUGAAUCAAAGAAGUUCUGUUCAAAUACAUGUGCUAGACUGUUUGGCAUACCUGUGCCCAAGCGGGGAGGCUAUUCUGGCAGCGGAAUUGGUGGUCGGGGGAGGGGAGGGUGGAAACAUUAUCUCAACAGAAAACCUAGUGUUACCCAAUCCAGAAAAAUGGCCAGAUCGUACAGCAAUCAAUCAUACGAAGCCUCCACGCAAGUGGACGAGACGAUUUUGAGAGAAGCGUUUGACGGCAGAAGUGACAAUGAACUUGACUGUUUAUGGCAGUUUGAAUACGUUCCAGCUGCCAAAUGGAACGUCAAAGAAGUGGCCGCUUUUGUUAGAGAUGUUAGCGGAUGCAGUGAAUAUGCCGAAAGCUUUGUCUCUCAAGAAAUCGAUGGUUACGCUUUGAUGUUGGUGAAAGAAGAGCACCUGGUCGUGGGCUUGCAGAUGAAACUCGGUCCAGCUUUGAAACUGGUUGGUCGGGUGAAUCAAAUGAAGACAGAAGCCUUACAAAACAUGAACUUUAAUAACGGGUUUCGAAUGGGAUAGGGGGGGAGAAGCCCUAGUUUUAUAUAUGAGGAAAAGUCAACCCCCCUUUUGAAUAGUUACCCCUCCGAAAAGUUCAAUUUGAAAGUUAACUCGAAAGACCAAAUUAGUUUUUUGACACGAAUGCUUGGUUUAACAAGGGUAAUCGUAUCGUGUCGCGCAGACGCGCACUACGCACGGUCAAUGAAAAUCGCGUUUCUAAAACGGGGUCAUUGCGAUAUCGGUAAACGUGUAUUACAUAAAACUUCAAGAUUUCACAAAUACGAUAAGUACUAUGUAUCCCAAAUACCGUAUUUUUUCAACAUAUCGCAUAAGUUCGAAGACGGUUUUCAUUGUAAUUUUGCGACACGAAUUGGAAUAUUCAACGCCGGCAUCACGUGUCGUUUGAAACCUUCAUGGUCAAUAAUUAUGAUGACGCCAUGUUGACGAGAAGAGGUAGCAUGCAUUUGAGAAGGGUGUUGCGUUUAACAUCUUCCUAUUUCUCUAGUGGUGUGGUGAUAUGAACCUUUGAGGGUGGUUGAAAUUAUUUAAUUUUAAUUUCAUAUUGUUAGAAUGUUGUACAUAUAAUUAUAUAU
Dendronephthya gigantea is the source of this 1586-nucleotide messenger RNA. RefSeq names its product polyhomeotic-like protein 2. Gene Ontology annotation, molecular function: protein binding. Gene Ontology annotation, cellular component: PRC1 complex. The record is from RefSeq and is a predicted model, not a curated record. NCBI's taxonomy places the organism in Eukaryota, Metazoa, Cnidaria, Anthozoa, Malacalcyonacea, Nephtheidae. Bases 196 to 1014 code for a protein of 272 amino acids. The transcript has 6 exons.